AUGCCUUCAAGGAGGAGUAACAAUGACAGAGAUUUAGCGCCAAAAAAGCAUAACAAGGCAUGGUAUCAUGAUAAGAACACAUCCUCCGAGAACGAGGCCAUUGAAAGUAGUAUGGAUGCUGAUUAUACUAAUGGAGACUCGGUCUCCGAAAGGUCCGUCGAUGGGGAAUGCGAUACUUUUGAUAAAACUCCAUCGCCAAAGAAAAUAUUGGACUUGAAAGACGAAAACUACUUUGGCUUUGCAUCUACUCCUUUACAUCCAAAUCACGCUGUUUCGUUUCUUUCUCCUAUAAGAAGACUAAAUGAUUUGCAUUUGCAGUCUCAGACUAUUGAGGAAUUGACUUCAAAUGAAGAAGAGGAUUUCGAAGCAUGUCAAGACGAUAAGGAGAAGAAGGAAGAAGAAGAAGAAGAAGAAGAAGAAGAGGAGGAGGAGGAGGAGGAGGAGGAUCAUGAAUACGCAAUAGGAAACAAGACAAUUUCCAAUAACUCUGACGAGUCCGAUAACGAACAAUUUCCAACGUCGCCGCCUAAAUAUAUCAAUGUUAAAAAGAGACUACAUCUGAAUUUCGAAUCUUCUCGAAUAGCUACACCACUAAUGAGCAAUAAUGACAUCACUAUGAAACUGGCUACUUGCCAGUCCGCAUCCGAAGGCAUAUCUGGAUCAACUUCAAAACUAAGCUUCUCACCAAAUGAUUCAACACCGUGUCCACCACAACCCAAACGAAAAAAGCUCAAAUUCAAACAAACAUCGACUAAAACCAUACUUGAUUUAAACUAUGCUAGAAAGACAUCUUUGCAGGAUCUACCACCAAGACCUAUUUUGCCAAACUCACAAGAUGAGGAAAUUGAUGAGAAAUACGAAUCGAAUUUGUUUGAAAGGCGAGAUAUGGAAUCAACACCAAUAUCUCAAUCAACUCCUUCAUCGCUGAGAUCAUCAACUCCCCCUCCGCCUCCUCUUCCGCCACUAGCGGAGUACGGUCCGCCUAUCAAUGGAUACAAAUUUGUCAAACCGAAAACAAGAGUAUCUUAUUUCAAGUAUGAAACGCCGAGAAAAUCGGAUCGAUAUAAACAGUUAAAGGACUCUUAUAAUAGUCGAAAUUAUCAAAUAAUUGGAGAACUAUCAGUCACAUCGGCAGGAUUGAUGAAUGAAAAAGAAGAGGAUGUUCACAUUGGGGAUAAGAGAAUUGUCGAUUCUUCUUAUUCAAAUUCAUUUAAUACUAAUAAUCAAGUGGAGGAAAUACGACACGAAUACCACAGUAAAUUGAAAUUACCGUUGGUUCCACCAUAUUUCUAUCAGGAAAACCUCAAAGACGAACAACUACUACAGCUUCUCAACCAAGCUGCUGUUGAAGAAUUUUAUGAUAUAAUUGUAGAAGGAUCCAUGCUUGAACUAUUGAAACAAGAACGAUUCAAAUGGCAUCCGGAUAAAUGGGUUGGCAAAUCUAAAAACGGGAAUGCCACAGGAUUAUCCCUAAAGGUUAUUGAACAAUUAAGUCAAAUAAUCAAUGUAUUGAUUGAAACGUAUAAUGACACAUAA
Messenger RNA from Lodderomyces oxycetoniae, 1536 nucleotides. RefSeq lists its product as uncharacterized. The transcript has a single exon. The record is from RefSeq and is a predicted model, not a curated record. NCBI's taxonomy places the organism in Eukaryota, Fungi, Ascomycota, Pichiomycetes, Serinales, Debaryomycetaceae. Bases 1 to 1536 code for a protein of 511 amino acids. Gene Ontology annotation, biological process: canonical NF-kappaB signal transduction.